Messenger RNA from Lacerta agilis (Sand lizard), 1608 nucleotides. RefSeq names its product monocarboxylate transporter 13-like. Bases 104 to 1504 code for a protein of 466 amino acids. The transcript has 5 exons. Gene Ontology annotation, molecular function: monocarboxylic acid transmembrane transporter activity. The record is from RefSeq and is a predicted model, not a curated record. Lineage: Eukaryota; Metazoa; Chordata; Lepidosauria; Squamata; Lacertidae. Gene Ontology annotation, biological process: monocarboxylic acid transport; transmembrane transport.
AUCCCUGGCACCUCCCUCUAUGAUCCAGGGUGCCCCUCCAUGGCCCACCUGUUUGAAGAAGGCCGAAAAGAGGUUUUCUGGGAGCUGACUGAGGGCAGGAUCCAUGCUGGGCCCGGUCGUGGUUCACCCCGAAGCCCCGGACGGAGGCUGGGGGUGGAUUAUCGUCCUCUCGGCCUUCCUCCAAUCCGCACUGGUCUUUGGCGUGAUCCGUUCCUUCGGGGUCUUCUUUGUGGAGUUUGUGACGUACUUUGACGAGCUGUCCGGACGGAUCUCCUGGAUCACCUCGAUUGGGAUCGCGGUGCAACAGUUUGCGAGUCCAGUGGGCAGUGCUUUGAGCUCUCGCUAUGGCGCCCGCCCUGUUGUUAUGGCCGGCGGGUUUUUCUCAGGCCUGGGGUUCCUGCUGGCCUCGUUUGCCACCUGCCUGGCUCACCUGUACCUCUGCAUCGGACUCCUCUCAGGUUUCGGCUGGGCCCUGGUCUUCACGCCCUCUCUGGCGUCGGUCGCCCGGUACUUCAAGCGCCGCCGGACGCUGGCCACGAGCCUGGCCUUGACGGGCGUGGGCCUCUCGUCCUUCGCCUUCUCGCCGCUCUUCCAGCUCCUGGUGGACACCUACGCCUGGCGAGGAGCCCUCCUCAUCGUGGCGGGCAUGUCCUUCAACCUGGUGGUCUGCGGGGCCCUCAUCCGCCCCAUCACCCUCAAGGAGGAUCUCCCAGGUCCGGUGGGCCGUGGCGCGAGGGGGACGUCGUGCUGGGCGCGCUUCUCCUCCCUCUUCGGCCUCCACCUCCUGGGCCACUUCGCCUUCAUGAGGUUCGUCCUGGCCGUCACGCUGGUCAACACGGGCUACUUCGUCCCCUACGUCCACCUCGUGGCCCGCGCCAGGGAGCUGGGCUUCGACGAGUACCAGGCGGCCUUCCUCAUGUCGCUGGCGGCCGCGGCCGACCUGUGCGGCCGCCUCUUCUCCGGCUGGCUGGCCAACUGCCGCGGAUGCCGCCUCGCCCGCAUCCUGGUGGCCUGGACCUUCCUGACCGGCGGGGCCUUGGUGGCCAUCCCGUGGGGCCGCGACUACCCGCUGCUGGUGGCCAUUAGCCUCUGCUACGGGUUCUGCUCGGGGGCCCUGACGCCCGUCGUCUUCUCCAUCAUCCCCGAGAUCGUGGGCAUCGCCAACAUCUUCAGCUCCAUGGGGCUGCUGCAGAUGAUCGAGAGCAUCGGGGGGCUGCUGGGGGCGCCUCUUUCUGGUUGGCUGAGGGACGCAACGGGUGACUACGUUGCUUCUUUCUUAGCGGCCGGGUCGUUCAUGUUCGCCGGAAGCCUCGUCCUGAUGACCCUGCCCAACUUCUCCAGCUGCCUUGCCCCUCCGUCUGUGCCAGAACCCAGUGCCAAAAUGGAGGCUGGCGAAGGCACUCUCUUGGCAUCUGCAACUGCUCCUGUGGGGGUCCUCUCUCCCCACGACUGCCACCCUUACAAGGUCAUGCCUGAGACAGAGGAGCCGCUGACCAAGAGCUGAUCACCCAAGGCCAGCCUUUCCCAACCAGAUGUUGCUAGACUACAACGCCCAUCAUCCUUGGCUGUUGGCUAAGCUGGCUGUGGGUGGUGGGAGUUGUCGUCCAA